AUGAGGGGAUGCCUCACAUGUCGUCUGCGCCAUCUAAGAUGUGAUAAAACAGGAGAAAAAUGUCUACGCUGUCUGCGAUCAGGCCGCGAAUGUGUACCACCACCAGCCAAAUCGGAAGAGGUCUCCUUUCGACAUGGCCAGAACCCAUCCUUGCGACGAGAAGGGCCCCCUAAGUACGGCGAAAGUGACUUGACGUUUCCGGAUGAUCAGGUCUGGGUCUUGAGCUCUUCUGAAUAUUUGUUCAAAGACGAGACCGACCUCACAGCAUCCGAGUAUCACGUUGUCCCUAUCACCGGAAAAUCAGUCUCUCGCUCUUCAUCAGAAGCCCGAUCCACAAUUUCCUCCACCAAGGAAGGAAGCAGUAGAAGAAAUGUCCCUAUUCAAUCCUCUUAUACACAUAUUGCGCCCUGUUCUGUCUCUGGACCUUCACCUUUUGCCAUCCCCGUCGGUCUUCCAAGACUUGCCAACAUGAAUGAAGCCUAUCUGUUAAGACAUUUCCAGCGAUAUAUAGCUGAUUGGCUCGACGCCGGCGACCCCGAACGGCAUUUUUCCAUAGAUGUAGCCAGGCGGGCCAGUCAAUCGCCCCUUCUUCUCUACGCAUGUAUAGCCGUCGCCGCAUACCACCUAUCUAGAACGACAAACUCUAUCCCUUCUCACGUCGCAGAUAGCUACCAUGAGCGCUGUGUCUCUAUUAUGCUCCCUGUGCUGGACAACCCGGAAUUCCAUAUUGGUAUGGACGUUUUACUCAGUUCAACCGUCAUGCUCCGCUUUUUUGAGCAAAUCUCAUCCCACACACCCUCCAACGACCCACAACGCCAUCUGCUAGCCGGUUCGGUGUAUAUCAGUUCUCAUGUCGACUGCGCGAUCUCCGGUGGUCUCGCAACGGCCUCGUUCUGGGUCUUUGUGAUCCAAGAUAUUCAAUUUGCACUCACCUAUCAGAAAUGUCUUCGGCUGCCAUUCGCACCGUUUGAUGACCGCCUUCGGCAAUGGUGGUUCACGAAGCCGGUUCUAAGCGACGGCGACUGGGUCAACAGGGCCAUCUGGCUCCUUGCCGAGACGGUCGACUUUUGCUAUAAUGUCUCUGGGAGAAAUUAUGGAGGUAAUUUAGGGAUUGCUGGGGAAAAUAUGCUGAGACAGCGGAUUCAGGAAUGGGAGGUAGGUCGUCCGGACUCGUUUACGCCGCUUCAUGUGUCUCCGCCUGAGCCUGGGAGGGGAAAGCCCUUUCCUGUUGUUUGGUAUACGAGUUUGUAUUUCUCUACGGCCAUACAGCAUGUCUGUCUAGCCAAAGCUCUGAUGUUGAUUCGGGAGAGUGAGGUUUACGACAAUGGGGUCUCGCUAGAGCAGCGCAUAAAUCUGAAGGAACAAAUCACCGAAAAUCUCAACUAUCUUUUCGGCAUCGCCCUUUCUGCAGACGAUGAGCCUUCAUUGCGAAUCAUGGCGUGUCAUGCCCUGUGUGCCUGUAAAGCAUGGAUAGAUGAUCCUGCCGCCCAAAACUUGUUAUUUGAUCUCUUGAGGAGAACCGAGCGACAAAACGCGUGGCCGUGGGCUUAUGUCGAGCAGCGCAUUUUACAAACGUGGCAGCAAGCCUCAAGAUAG
Molecule: messenger RNA, 1596 nt
Organism: Penicillium taxi
Lineage: Eukaryota; Fungi; Ascomycota; Eurotiomycetes; Eurotiales; Aspergillaceae
Product: Zn(II)2Cys6 transcription factor domain-containing protein
Exons: 9
Coding region: 1-1596 (531 amino acids)
Biological process (GO): positive regulation of transcription by RNA polymerase II
Cellular component (GO): nucleus
Molecular function (GO): transcription cis-regulatory region binding; zinc ion binding; DNA-binding transcription factor activity, RNA polymerase II-specific
Source: RefSeq, a predicted model, not a curated record